Messenger RNA from Drosophila obscura, 1453 nucleotides. RefSeq names its product ras-related protein Rab-21 (gene Rab21). The transcript has 2 exons. Gene Ontology annotation, molecular function: GTPase activity; GTP binding. The coding region runs from base 117 to 791 and encodes 224 amino acids. The record is from RefSeq and is a predicted model, not a curated record. Lineage: Eukaryota; Metazoa; Arthropoda; Insecta; Diptera; Drosophilidae. Gene Ontology annotation, biological process: protein secretion; Rab protein signal transduction; regulation of exocytosis.
CAUUAUAUUUCAUCGAUGAAACACCGCGGUCACACUAAUCCUCAUGACAAAUGACAAAAUAAACUGAAAAUUGGAGUUGAAAUUCGCGAAAAGAUAGGCCAACGAGUGGAAGAACAAUGAGCUCGCGUAGGAGCAGGAGCGGUCCCACCCUGAACUUCAAGGCGGUGCUGCUGGGCGAAGGCUGCGUGGGCAAGACGUCGCUGGUGCUGCGCUACAUGGAGGACAAGUUCAACCCCCAGCACCUGAGCACGCUGCAGGCGUCGUUCGUGACCAAGAAGGUGACGCUGCCGGAUGAGAGGCGGGCGCAGCUGAACAUCUGGGAUACCGCCGGGCAGGAGCGCUUCCACGCGCUAGGCCCCAUCUACUAUAGGGGGUCGGACGGAGCGCUGCUGGUGUACGACAUUACCGACCAAGACUCCUUCCAGAAGGUCAAGUCGUGGGUGCGCGAGCUGAAGCAGAUGCGCGGCACCGAGAUCUCCCUCAUUAUCGUGGGCAACAAGACUGACCUGGAAGAGCAGCGGGCCAUCGGCUACGAGGAUGCCCGCCAGUACGCCCAGACUGUGGGUGCCCAGUACCUGGAGGCGUCCGCCAAGGAGAACGAGGGCGUGGCCGAGAUCUUUGAGCUGCUCACCCAGCUGAUGCUGGAACGGCUCAGCCAGCGGGAGCGGGAGGCUGAGCCCGCGAGUCCCCUGCGGCUGCAGGCACUAGAUGCGGACGACGCCGUCAGUGUGUCGGACGGAGAUCAGAGUGACGGCACUGGAACCGGUAAUCGUUCCUGCUGCGGCAUCUAGGAGCUGCGCGUUGCGGGGGGCCGCCCAGCGCCGUCCAUUGUGAUAAUAUAUAAUGUACCAGUAGAUCUGUAGCCGAUGUUUGUCUGUAUAUACUAUAUAGAUAUAUAUAUAUAUAUAAUUACUUAUAUGUAUAUGAUUAUGUUACCAAAUUAUCUUUUGUUUAAGUGGUCCCUGAUGAUCUGUAUUUGUUGUAAUCCCCACAUUAACCCCAAUCCCUGGAUUAGCCAUUAAUAAUUGUUCUGCAAUGAUUCCAUGAUACCCUGCUCUUUGUGUGCGUCAAGCAAUAAAAUAUCUUGUACUAGCACUUAUCUGCAUUAUAUUUGUGUGAUAAGAAACCCAUCACAUCCCCCCACCCCCUCCGCAAUCAUCAGCUGCGAGUGAAAUUUCGCAUGAAUUUGGAAUCUUUAUCUGGAGUGUGCUGCCAGCUGUGCACACUCAUUGGCCCGCCACUGUAUGCAAGCAGUUCAGCACUUACUACCUCGCCCACUACUGUAUGUAACUGCAUGGUUAAAUCGCUAGCUUUGCUCGUUAAAUUUGAAGUAUGAACAUUUUAAUGUGUGAAUUGAGUAGAUAUUGGGAAUAUGCAAUGGAUAAACGGAUUUAUGAUAGUAAAUUAAUAUCAAUAGGUACAAAAUUCGAAUAAACCUUUAAACUACUACAGA